Messenger RNA from Notothenia coriiceps (black rockcod), 1427 nucleotides. RefSeq names its product homeobox protein Meis1. The transcript is spliced from 6 exons. NCBI's taxonomy places the organism in Eukaryota, Metazoa, Chordata, Actinopteri, Perciformes, Nototheniidae. Gene Ontology annotation, biological process: regulation of DNA-templated transcription. The coding region runs from base 10 to 432 and encodes 140 amino acids. Gene Ontology annotation, molecular function: DNA binding. The record is from RefSeq and is a predicted model, not a curated record.
GGUGAUGGCAUGGACAACAGCAUGGCCUCGCCGAGCACAGGGGAUGACGAUGACCCGGAUAAAGAGAAGAAGCGCAACAAGAAGAGAGGGAUCUUCCCUAAGGUGGCCACCAACAUUAUGAGAGCAUGGCUCUUUCAGCACCUUACACAUCCCUACCCGUCAGAAGAACAGAAGAAACAGCUGGCGCAAGACACAGGCCUCACCAUCCUACAAGUGAACAACUGGUUCAUUAACGCCCGGAGGAGAAUAGUGCAGCCCAUGAUUGACCAGUCAAACCGUGCAGUAAGUCAAGGACCUCCCUACAAUCCAGAUGGCCAGCCGAUGGGGGGCUUCGUCAUGGACGGCCAGCAGCACAUGGGAAUCAGACCACCUGGAGCAAUGGGAGGAAUGGGCAUGAACAUGGGCAUGGAAGGUCAGUGGCACUACAUGUAGCCCCGCCCUGAUCCGACCAAUCGCAACACAAAGGAGGAUAACGGCAGGGCAACCCGGGGAUCACCUGUCUCAACGAGGCCUACGGAUGAACGGGAACAGGGCUCCUUGACUUCCUGAUGACAACAACCAACAGUAACCCCUCUGUCCACCUCCAACACCCAACAACAUAUUAUUCGGCUGAUAUCUGCAACAUGGAAGCUUUCCAUGUCUGCCUUCAACCCUUCCAAGUCUAUGUGUCCAGCGACGGUGAUGCACAGAAGAUCAAACUAUGUCCAAACCAGAUGAUCCCCUGUCCCGACUGACCCCCGCUUCUUCUUCUUCUCUGGUGGGCACUAGACUUCGCCCCCUUGCCACUGCCCACAAGGUGCACAUGGACUCCUCCAUUACAAGUGAUUGUGAUUGCGAUUGCGAGCAUAGACGACACACGAGAGACACACUGUGUCCUUUGCCUGUACCUUUGGCGAAUGCAGCACCUGGUGAUAUAUUCUAGACUCUUUGGUAAACAAGAGAGAGAUCCUGUGAAGAGCACUCCACUCUUUGGGACGAUGGAAUUGGACCAAGGAGAAGCCAAUGUCUGUAUCUGACAGGACACUAACAAAGCAAAAGAGGUGCCCUUUAAAAAAUAUAGUGGAUUGAAACAUGGAAGGAGGGAAAGCAAGAGAAAAGAAAUAAAAAGUAUAACUAUAUCAAACCCUAGUUUGGGAAGCGAGUGGAGAAAGAAAAUAUACUGUAUACUGAUGUAAAAUUACGCUGGACUCUCACAAGAACUGGGAAUUUAAGUAUUGUAAAUGCUAUUGUAUUGUUCUGCAUAUUAUGUUGUUUCUAAUAGAUUUUUAAAAAAAGGAUGUGAACUUUUUUCUCUUUUUUUCUGAUUUCUUUCCACACUAUGUGUGUGCCGUCUCCAUCAAAUUUGACCUCCUGCCCCCUCCCUUCAUUCAAUCACGAUGCAUUUUUAAAAGAAAAAGAAAGUGAAUAAACGGACAAUUCGAUCAGUU